AUGACAGUUGAGCGUGGCGAGGAGGGCAGGCCCACAUUGCAUAUCCAGACCUGCAACAAGAUUCUCGCUGCAAAAUCUCAUUUUCCCACCAAACCGGAUCCCUCUGUCCUGUAUGCCAGCUUACUGUUGUGUGAGAAGCCCAACAUGUUGCGAGGCAUGAUCAUGACCAUUGCCAACGACGUCGCCGCAUCAGUCAUUUAUGCUGAAAGCGACGACCUUUCCCACUUUCUUGUUCAGGAGGCCGAGAAGAUGCCUCAUGCGCCUCAUAUCUCUGCGAGUAGCAUGAUGAUGGAUAGCAUUAUGCGUCAAUCACGUUCUGGCUGA
Messenger RNA from Suillus discolor, 324 nucleotides. RefSeq lists its product as uncharacterized. The record is from RefSeq and is a predicted model, not a curated record. The coding region runs from base 1 to 324 and encodes 107 amino acids. NCBI's taxonomy places the organism in Eukaryota, Fungi, Basidiomycota, Agaricomycetes, Boletales, Suillaceae. The transcript is spliced from 2 exons.